CACGUUGUGAAGACAGAUACUUUUAAUUUUAUAACACAUCGGACCGUUUUUUGAAAAAAAAGGAACGAUGUUCAGCAUCGUUCUUGGUCUUUAAAAGAAAUCAAACGACAAGUGUAAGAAGAAGAAACCAUUCCCCUCAAUUUACACGUUGAUAAACAAAUUAAAAUCACAAUUGUAUUAGUUUAAAGAGUGACUAUGAAGCUGUAGGAUAUUGUUUCUUUUGUCCUAUACAGAUUUGAACUCAUUCUUUGAGCUUUCAUGGUAAAUGUCUAAAUAUGGCACAGUGCAUGAAGACAUUUUUUGAUUGUGUGAUCAAGGAUUUCAAUCAAAAUGAGCUGCUGUCCACUAAACUGCUGUUUUUUAUUCACUCAUUAUCUACGCUGAUCCUUUAUCCAUUUUUGGUCGUUCAAAUGAAGCAUCUAGGGCUGGAUGUUCAAGAAACUGCGAUAAUAUCUUUUGUGACUCCCGUGGUGUCAAUUAUUCUACCAUUAUUGACAGGACGCAUUGCAGAAAAAAUUGGACAUAUUAAGUACCUACUAGCAGCAUCUUCAGUAGUAGCCGGAACUACAGCAUUGCUUUUACUUCUGGUUCCUGUAGGAAGAACUACAGUCAUGUUUCCUGAAAAUUUGAUUUUCAGUGUUUCCUGUGAGGGAGACUCAAUUCCGUACUUCUCUUUACACGGUGAAGAUAUGUGCAUUCUUCAUGAAAAUAAAAAAACUCUGGACAGUUUUUUUCAUCAGCAAUCCUGCGGUUUUGGUUGCCAGGCUUACCUGGAUCAGACCUACACUGACUAUGUUAUGAAUGUAUCCCGUUAUAAGGUGCUGCUUUAUGACGUUAUCGACAGCAAACCGAUGAUAUAUACAUUUCCAGUUGAACCUGAAAACAAAUCUGAGUUAAGGAUGGAAACACAACGAAACGUUUUAUUAAAAAACGAUCACCGAUAUUCAAAUACUAUAAUGAAGAUGUCCAAAAACUCAUUCUACUUUCCAACUAUGCAUAUGUUUAAUUUUACUUGUAACAUGAAGUAUGAGCCGAAGAUAGAAUGUAUAAUGGGAGGCAAUGAACAAUUCGUUGACUUUAAGAGACUAAAAAGAUUCUGGAACGCUAGACUAAAACUUCUUCCUCCAGAUAGCUAUGAUAUGGAGGAAGAUACGCAGACGUUCGAAUUUGAUUAUCUAAAUUCCACAAAACAGAAAAAGUUCGUAUGUAAGAGAAAUGAGUUGAUGAAUAGUAAACUUGUAAGUGUAAGUAUCAAUGUAGACCUACCUCAUUCUCCCAUUAAACAUCUGGAUAUAGGAAGCUGCUCUCUUAGAUGCUUGGUUACUACUCGCAGAGACAACGUGUGUGUAAAUCCUGCUUAUCAGGUGGAGAAGAAUGUGUCACUCACUUUUUGGUCUUAUUUGGGUAUUCGUGUUGUUCUAGAUGUUAUUAAUAGUGCUAGUAUUAUUAUGUUUGAAGCUAUCGUAAGAGAACAAAACGAUGAUUAUGGAUUGAAAAGAGUCUACGUAAUGAUUGGAGGAAUGAUAUGCUCUCCGUUUUCUGGAUGGAUGGUUGAUUACGCUAGCCUUGGAAAAAAUUACCACGACUUUCGACCAGUAUUUGUUUUUUACGCUUUACUGAAGAUAGUUACUGGUAUUCUAAUAUUCAUUAUUGACAUAGAAUUUAAGAAGGAAGCUUUAAGUAUAAUAAAAGAAGUGAAAACUAUAUUGAGGGACAAAGAAUUGCUUGUUCUCUUCUUAACAUGUGCAACUUCAGGUUUUGUAGGAGGUUUCAUCGAAAUCUUCUUAUUUUGGUUUAUGGAUGAUAUGGAAUCAAGCAUAUUCCUUAUGGGCCUUACUGUAACUGUAAGUUGUAUCAUUGGAAUUCCUUUGGCCACUAUAUCAGGAUCAAUUAUCAAAAAAAUGGGACACGCAAAUACUAUUUUCAUUAUUGUCAUCGUUUUCUGCUGCUUCAGCGUACGCCUACUAGGAUAUUCACUUAUUUACGAUCCUUGGUGGUGUUUGCCUUUCGAAGUUAUAGAACCCAUUACGUUUAUGUUGAUGUCUGCUGUUAGUAUCAGUUAUGCUACAAAGUUAUCGACAGUUAAAACAGACUACAUUAUCCAAGGAGGAUUACAUUAUGGAUUAGGCAAGUGUUUAGGGAUCAUAAUUGGAGGACAUCUUAUAAAAGCCAUAGGAAUUCGACAAGCUUUCCAGACAUUUGCUACAGUAGCUUUAUUGUCGGGAAUUGUAUACGUUGCGGUUCACCAUUCCUACCUUAAACAACCUGUGAACCUGAAAGCCUAUGGAACUGAUGCCGAUUCUUCUUCUAUCUUCGAAGGUGUUACAUGUAAUUCAGUGAUUGACCUAACAGAAUCAGAAGACGAACAAGAGGACCUUAAGGACUAAUUUGAGAAGACUGUUUUAAUUAUAGUAAUAAUUUUAUGAGGGUGUUUGUCAUUAAUACCAAACAGCCAUUUUCAAAGUCUUUCACAGUCUUUUCAAAGUAUUUGUGUCUGAUUCUUCUAGGAAAUCUAGUGAGGAAAAUCUUAGACAUUCAUUGGACUAAUUAAACGAUAGCAUUUUUCUAUUUUAUAUUUUAUAUCGAUCUCAGCCAAUCUAUUGUAAUAUAAUAUAGUGGGAAGAUGAAA
Diabrotica virgifera virgifera (western corn rootworm) is the source of this 2629-nucleotide messenger RNA. RefSeq lists its product as uncharacterized. Gene Ontology annotation, molecular function: metallocarboxypeptidase activity; zinc ion binding. Bases 276 to 2387 code for a protein of 703 amino acids. Gene Ontology annotation, biological process: proteolysis. Gene Ontology annotation, cellular component: membrane. NCBI's taxonomy places the organism in Eukaryota, Metazoa, Arthropoda, Insecta, Coleoptera, Chrysomelidae. The record is from RefSeq and is a predicted model, not a curated record. The transcript has 7 exons.